UUUUCAAUGACGUUUCGCAUUUUACUCUGUCUGCCAAAAUUUUUGUGCCCGUACCCGUUUUAGAAUAACUUCAACAUGUCUUUCUCUAGGAUUUGUAACAAAAAAGCAAUCAAUUUUGCAAAAUCUAAUUCCACCAAGACGACGAUGCUGGUUUACGACAGACAGCGCAAAGCUUCAUUACCGAAAGAAAACUACAGCAAACCAAAAAUAGCAACAGUUCCGACCAAGAAGAUUAAAAUUUGCACGGGAUCGGAAGUAAAGAAAAUGUGCCGUCCGAAACCGUGCGAAUGUCCGCCUAAAACUUCAUCGUCGAGAAGCUUUAUGGCGAUGUGCGGUUUCUUAAUGAAAAGUUUGAUUGCCGGUAGCGUCGUUUAUUGGACGUACGAUGCCGGAAUAUGGGGUGAUUCUGAAAGAACGGAGGAGGUGUACACAAACUUGUGCCACAUGCUACACGGAGAUACGCAUAAGCAAAUCACACAUAUCAGCAAGGCGUGCUUAGCCGAAAUGGAGUUACGGAAAUUGAGUCCUACCCCUCCACCCGUGGAUGAAUGCUCAAGACCACCAAUCGAUAGUGGGAAGACUAUGUAUAAAAUAAAGGACGCCUGGAAUCACGCAAUUACAUGUAUUUUUGAAGGAGUAACUCAAUUUCCAGGCAAUAUAAUGCGGUGGUACAAUGAAAAGCAAGGCAAAGAGCGCAAGUGUAUCCCUGUAAAGACUAAGUAAACACUGGACAUAAAGCUUUGUGGAACGAAUUCUCCCUUACUUUUUUUACAUUUGAAUCCCGUCAUCAUGGCCCCGUCGUUUUGGUCUACACAUUAAUCUAGUUCCUCAAGAAGUUAUGAGCAGUUCAUUGUGUAUCUGUGUGUCGUAGAAUAGUUGGUAUUCUAAUGUCAACUUGUAUAUAUUUUCUUCCUUUUGGAACUGAUGCGUCACCACGA
Messenger RNA from Photinus pyralis (common eastern firefly), 938 nucleotides. RefSeq lists its product as uncharacterized. Gene Ontology annotation, cellular component: mitochondrial crista junction; MICOS complex. NCBI's taxonomy places the organism in Eukaryota, Metazoa, Arthropoda, Insecta, Coleoptera, Lampyridae. The record is from RefSeq and is a predicted model, not a curated record. Gene Ontology annotation, biological process: cristae formation. The transcript has 3 exons. The coding region runs from base 76 to 723 and encodes 215 amino acids.